CCAGAAUUGCUUGUUUCCACCAGGUGAACUGGCAAGAUGUGGAGCAACAAACAAAACGAGGUGCCUUUACAAAAUCCAAGGUCCUCCCUCAACAGGGAUUCCAUCAGAGACUUAACUACAGCAUGGGAUGCUUUUUCGCAGACUAAAGCAGCGCUGCGACACAUUGAAAACAAGUUGGAAGUAGCUCCUACCAGCACAGCUAUGUUAGAUUCUGUCAUGGAUGCCAAGAAGCCAUCUGCCAGUACUACCAGGAAAAUAAGUAGAAAAGCCUGCAGGUCUUCCAGUCACAAAAAGGAGAGGUCUCCCCGCUGCCCUCUACGUGCCACCACUUUGGAUAGUAAUGUGAAAAAGAGCGGACAUGUUGAAUUUCGUGAGCCCCUUGCUUCAUUUAGGGACGCACAGUGGUCCUCAUCUUUUAAAACCUCUUGCCAGUUGGAGGAGAUGCGUUUGAAGCAUGAAGCAGUGAAUAAGGCUGAGGAAAUGAGUCAUAUGACCUAUGAAAAGGAUGGACCAGGUUUGCAAAAUAGAGAUUUCAAAAGCCCCUCUUCUGCAGAUGAAACUGUUGUUCGAUACUUGAACGACCGACCAGCAAUCGAUGCCUUGCAGAACUCAGAUCCUUUCUUUAAAGCUGUAACUCCUACAAGAUCAGAGGAGGAAAAGAUUGAGGGAUCUAGGGAUGAGUAUAUUGGUACCACAGUCCCGGAUGCUGAAUUGAAAGACCCACAGUUGGCUGAAUCUUCAGCUUCUUCUACCAGUACCUCCAGUGCCCACAGACUAGGUAUCUUAAAGCGUCACCAGCAUGAUUCUAAGCUGGAAAAACUGAAGGAGCGGAUUAGGAAGCAGUGGGAAUUUCAAGAAGAACUGAAUUGUCGAGGACAGUUUUGGGACUAUGUUGAUCAUCCAGUAAUCGUUGCAGCUGCAGAAAAUACAGUAACUCCUAAAGUCAGAAAAGUGGCAGCUGCACCUCCUCCUCCCUCAUAUAAAGGUUUCAAUCCAUCAGAAGCCAAGGUUCGUACUCCUGAUGGAAAAGUGUGGCGUGAAGAAGAAUUUCUCAAUUUCAGUAGAGAUCUAUGCCGAGACUUGGCACUCCAGUUAGAAGAAGACAGUUCUGCUGUGAAAGACAUACCUGCUGAAAAAAGUAAGGAGCGAAAAGCAACCAAAACAGUGCGUAAAGUCCAGAAACUGACAGAGCUACCAGGUCCUGACUCCAAGCCAGGAAGUAUGAAUAUAAUAAGUGUGUCAUCCUGGCGGGAUGGACAAAGAUUGGCAAAGAAGGUGCUGGGUCCACCGCCUAAACUACAGCAACAAGAUAAACCAUCAUCAUCUGCUGAUAGAAUUGGGAGGGAUAGGUCCAUUAAAUCUGAAUCUCACUUUGUGAAGACAGAAUCUGAUCCCAUGCAGGAUGUAGUCAUAAAACCCAGCUCAAGAAGUCCUAAACGAUCCCAGAGUAAAAUAAGGAGGGAGAAUAGCUUGAGGAAGAGAGAUGCUGCUCUUAAGAACACUAAACAGAAGGAUGACCAUGUAAAUAAGGACUUCUUGCCAGUGGAGAUCCAAGGGAUUCUUGAUGACCUACAGCUGGAUUCUGUGGCUCAGCAUACAAAACAAGAGAUGGAUGAAGAACAUCCAAGUUCAGAAGUGCCUGCUGCAUUUACCAAGAGCCACAGCCCAACCAAGAGAAAACCAGACAAAAUGGGUACCAAUGAAGAGUCUCAAGUCACUUCUAAAAAACGCCACUAUGACACAGACGAGGUUCGUCAGUAUAUUAUUAAACAGCAGGAAGAGAGGAAGAAGAAGCAGAGUGAACAGAAGAAAGCACAGAAGGAGGCAACAGAACAGAGGAACAAGAGACUUCAGGAACUGUACAAGAAACAGAGAGAAGCUCUUGCUAAUAAGCCAAAGAGUGCAUCAGCUCCUGAGCUAGUCCCCAAGCAGCUACAGGAGACUUACUCCAAGUUGCUCCUAGAUCAAGCCUUGCUGGAGAAGCCACAGCCCCCACUCAAACAGGACAUACAGCCCAAACCUGGGUAUCAGCCAUCUGGAGAAUCUGACAAGGAAAACAAGGCACAGGAACGUCCGCCUAGUGCUUCCUCCAGUAGCGAUAUGUCUCUAUCUGAACCUCAUCGUACUCUUGCCAGGAAUAAUUUGUUGGAGCCUGUAUGGAUUCAGCCAGAUAGACUGAGCUCAAAAUCCCAGCCACCUUGCCCACAAUCUUCUGCUGUCUUGAGUGGAGGUCUCUUUUCCCAACUUCUGUCCAUAGAUCACAUGAGUGUCUUACAAAAGGAUUUUGACUCUGUGUUAUCAACUAGGAGGAGCCACAUCACAACUAUGGGAUCCAUGCCUUUGACGUCUCAAUCAGUUAUACCAUCUACUAUACAACCCACCAUCAAUCAGUAUAAAAGUAAGCUGGACCGUAUUGAAGCCCUGAAAGCAACGGCAGCUUCUUUGUCAAGCAGAAUUGAAAGUGAAGCCAAGAAGUUAGCUGGAACUGGCAUUGAUUAUGGAGCAGCGUGGAACUCCGGACAUGACUUGGUGCAAGGAGAUCAGGGUGAUGGCUACUGGGCAAAGGCCAGCAGUCCCCCUGUGAAGGAAGAGAAUGAUGUUUUCUCAACCAGGCUUCAGGAGAUGUUGAGUACCUGUGUGUGUCAGACAACUUUUGACGAUAACCUUCCUGGGGUGGGAAAUCUUAGUGAGUUUAAAAAACUCCCUGAGACCAUCAGCCCUCACACUGCUGCUCUCAGCCUUCCAUGCAAACAGAGAUCUGAAGAAAUAGUAGGAAACCUAUCCAAGAAGUCAAGCAGCUUUCCUAAGGCUGAGAGUAAAGUUUUAGCUCGGGAUGAUUGUAGCACAGACUCAAUAAGCGAGGGGCCUCUCAGUGAUCAUCUCCUGUCUGAGGAGGAGGGAGACCAGCGAGAGCACUUACCUUUGAAGACAGCUGAGAUGCUGAAGGAAAAAGAGUUCUGUGCCGCAAACAGAACUGGCUAUGAGCCCAUAGAACAAUUUCAGAAAGAAGCAGAAAAGUACUUACCCAUUUCCACACAGACGAGGGGUGUUCCAAGGCCCUGGGAAGGCCUGACCAAAGGAAGUCCACACAGUGUCAUCAACAUUUUUACAAAAUCUUAUCAGCUAUAUGGGAAAGGAUUUGAGGAACGGUCAGGACCGGGAUCACCAGUCCAGCAACCUUCACUUCCAGUAAUGAGCCCUCCAGCUAGUAUUGAUUCGUAUGAGGAUGACUUCAUCUCAUCACAGGGCAGUGGAAUGGUGACAGACAAAAAGUCUGCUGUUGAGCCCAGUGUUCCCAGUAGCAGCCCAAGCCUAAAAGAGGACAGGAAAUCACCGUAUGAACUACAAGCGAAAGAGUUUGCCUACCAUUCCUCAGGAUCUCCGUCUACCAGCUCUUCUUGUUCAUCUGCAUCUUCUAAAAGAAGAGAGAAAAAGGAAAAGCUGGAAUCUUUUACUGGGUCUUCUCAUGUCUCUUUGCGAGAAGAAAACAAAACUGCUGCGGAAUCAGACCACAGACUGUCACAGACAAAGAGUUCUGUCCCUAGCAAUGGACUGUCUCACAGGGAACAAGCGCAGAAUCCAGACUCUGACAACACUUUAGAAGAACUAUCUGGUCACUCCUUAAUGAGUCUCCCAGAUAAGCUAAGAUCUCCAAGGACUGCAAGCACUCCUCAGUCUCCAAGUGGACCGAAGCAAUUGGAUCCUGCCCCAGAAAAGACCAGAUCUUCUUCAAGCCCUCCGACAUCUAUCGCUCCUGCAUCCAAGCCAAAUCUUGCCUUUUCUGGAACCAGCAGGACUGGAGCAGGUCUUGUGAAUGGUGCCAUGCGUUUCUCUCCUGCUGGUCUCCACCAACGUAUGUCAGCAGAGCUAAACUACUUAUGUACCAUUGAGGAGUCAGUGCGGCAGCUGUCGGAUAUGGAGCGUGUACGGGGCAUUUCACUUGCACAGCAGGAAAGUGUCUCACUGGCUCAAAUACUAAAGGCACAGCAGCAACGACACGAGCGGGACUUGGCUCUUCUGAAGCUCAAAGCAGAGCAAGAGGCUUUGGAAAGUCAGAGGCAAUUGGAAGAAACACGGCAGAAAACAGCUCAGGCCCAUGCAGAAUCACUGCAGCAGCUGGUGCAGUCCCGGCAAGAUGCAACGGAGGCGCUCCAGGAGACUACGUGUAAGAUAGCAGCCCAGCAGGUGGAGGCAGCUCUUCUUACCACAGAUGCUGCUCGGCAGCUCCGCGAGAUGACAGAGCUAGCCCGUGCCCAGAUCUCAGACGUAAUCAGUGUUCCUGCAGCUCCGAUUACCAUGCUGUUGGACCAAGAACGGAAGCAUCAUUCAUCAUUCAUAAAGAAACUAAAAUCUCACUCUGAUACAAGCAGGAAAACAGAAUCUGUUACCCCUUCGCCAGAUAAAGAGGAGACGGGUGACUCAAAGCACCAGUACUCCCCUUCAUUUGAUAGUUGUUCAGAAUCAUCAAGAUCAAAGGCACACGAUCAGAGCAGCAGCAGCAGCAGUCGCCAGGAAAGUCCAUCUGUUCCAUUUUCCAAGGAGUCAAAAAAAGCUUCCCGUCAUGAAAAACCAAGCCGUUCCAUCGAGGAAGAGGCUCUGACAGCUGUGAACGAUUCCCUGCAGAGCAACAGCAUUCCAUCCAUCCCGGACGAGAGAGAUUCAACUUCUGUUGCAACAGAAUAUUCCCUGAAAUUUGAUGAGUCCAUGACAGAAGAUGAGAUUGAAGAAAAGUCCUUCCGAUCCUUGCUACCUUCUGAGAGUCACCGCCGGAUUAACUUGAAGAAACGAGGUCACCAGGAUUAUUCUGAUGAGGACGCUCCUCCUGGAAAACCAGCCUUGUCACCUGUCAAAGAGCUAAGCCUGCCAUUCUCAGGAGGUCAAGACAGUUUUUCCAAAUUCACAAUGGAAAUGGUGCGGCAAUACAUGAAAGAAGAAGAAAUGCGGGCAGCUCAUCAGUCCUCGCUGCUCCGACUGCGCGAGAAAGCACUGAAAGAGAAGACCAAGGCUGAACUAGCCUGGCUAGAGCACCAGAAAAAGCGCUUGAGAGACAAAGGAGAGGAUGACAAGAUGCCCCCUAUUCGAAAGAAGCAGCGUGGCCUGAUUAUGAAGCUGCAGCAGGAAAAGCUUAAAGAGUCGGGAGAUAGAGGAGAGGCCGUGUACAUCGACAGCUCCGACACCAAGGCCUGCCUCCGAUGUCAACCACCCGACACUGAAGCCCUCAACAUCAAAGACACGAUCGUCCGCCUCUACGCCAAUCAAGAAGAAGGCUAA
This is a messenger RNA of Gekko japonicus, 5271 nucleotides long. Its product is annotated as centrosome-associated protein 350-like. Bases 37 to 5271 code for a protein of 1744 amino acids. Gene Ontology annotation, biological process: microtubule anchoring. Gene Ontology annotation, molecular function: microtubule binding. NCBI's taxonomy places the organism in Eukaryota, Metazoa, Chordata, Lepidosauria, Squamata, Gekkonidae. Gene Ontology annotation, cellular component: centrosome. The transcript is spliced from 28 exons. The record is from RefSeq and is a predicted model, not a curated record.